CACACACUACAACUCUGGACUGCCGUGCUCAGCAGUUGGCAUACAGCUCCGCAGUGGAGCGGUCCGGUUGGUGUCACACGCAACUCCCUCCUCUGCUGGCGAGCGUUGAGCUGUAAAGAGAGCCACUUGCCUUUGUCGCCAUGUUCGUGGCUACAGUCCUGGCAGCUGUGGCUGCACUACUGGCCGCCUUUUGGUACUACUUCUCGCGAAACUUCGGAUACUGGACGGAGAGGGGGGUUGUGUCAUGUAACCCCUUCUCGCUUACGGGUGAUCGUGGCGGUGGCAUACCUUUCGGGAAGCCCUUCUACGAGCUGCUAACGCCCAUCUACAACAAAUACAAGGGGAAGGAGCGCGUCGUGGGUACAUUCCAGGCGCGCCGUCCUAUUCUGGUCGCACUGGACCCGGAGGUCACAAAGGCAGUUCUCACGAAAGACUUCAGCCAUUUCCAUGGUCGCGGGCAGCCCACCGACGAGAGUGACCCUUUCAGCCAGAACCUAUUCUUCUUGGAGGGCGCACGAUGGAAAAACCUGCGUAUGAAACUAAGCCCAACCUUCACCUCGGGCAAGCUCAAGGGAAUGUUCCCCUUAAUGGCAGGCAUCACUGACCAACUCAACGAUGCGGUGCGAGAAAAGGCUGCUCACGGAGAUAAACAGGUAGGUGCGCACUGUUAGGAAUAAUCCUGGGAUUUCACGAAGGAACACUCGUGAGAAGUAUUGCCAAAGUCCUUAGGGAUUUCACAAAAAACUCUGUACAUUUCACGUGUCGAGUUUGGAUUUGAAACAUGAAUGAAAACUUCCACCUUCAACAUUUGUUUUAGAACACAAAAUCUAAGGUCGGAGUUCUUUAUGGGAAUUUCUAAUAGUGGUCGAAAAUGAAUCUUCGGGAAAUCCCAAGAAAUUUUUAAGAGUUCGCGUCGACUUUUUACUUCCGCAUAGGGAUUUAAAGCCUUUUCGGAAAAGUUCGGGAAAUUUCCGGAAAUUUCAGAAAGUUUUCCGAAGGGUUGGAAAAGUUGGGAAAAGUUCACUUCCGUGCAUAAAAGUGUAAUUCUGCAAAAAUAAGUAACAAUAUUGGUGUUUAACAAUACUAAUUGAGUUAAAAUUACCCUAUUAUACAUGAUUCUGCGUUUAUUUAUCGAAAUCCAUCCUCAGAAUAAUUAGAAAACCGCCGAAAAGUUUAGGGCAAGCGUAAGGGAG
Molecule: messenger RNA, 1193 nt
Organism: Frankliniella occidentalis (western flower thrips)
Lineage: Eukaryota; Metazoa; Arthropoda; Insecta; Thysanoptera; Thripidae
Product: cytochrome P450 6a22
Exons: 4
Coding region: 141-671 (176 amino acids)
Molecular function (GO): heme binding; monooxygenase activity; oxidoreductase activity, acting on paired donors, with incorporation or reduction of molecular oxygen
Source: RefSeq, a predicted model, not a curated record